Messenger RNA from Lolium perenne, 598 nucleotides. Its product is annotated as mitochondrial import inner membrane translocase subunit Tim9. The record is from RefSeq and is a predicted model, not a curated record. NCBI's taxonomy places the organism in Eukaryota, Viridiplantae, Streptophyta, Magnoliopsida, Poales, Poaceae.
UUCUUCCCCCACUUCUCCCACAAGAAAAAGUUGAAUCAUGGACACCACCGGCGCCACAGCAGCCGCCGCCGGCGCCGGCGCCGCCGCCUUCUCCGGCAGCGGCAUCAGCGCCGAGGAAGAGCAGGCCCGCAUGGCCGCCAUGGUCGAGAAGCUGCAGGCCAGAGACGCGCUCCGGAUGUACACCUGGCUCUCGCAGCGGUGCUUCUCCGACUGCGUCUCCACCUUCUACCGCAAGACGCUCGGCAAGGGCGAGGGGGCCUGCGUCCGCGCCUGCGUCCGCAAGUACCUCCUCGUCACCACCGCCUCCGCCGCCCGCUUCGCCCAGCUCGCCGACCCCUACGCCGCCGUCGCCGACGAUGACGACGACGACCAAGACUGACUCGGGCGGCAACUCUGCCGUGGGAGGGAGGGAUUUUUUCUGUGUCUGCUCUUGUUAAAUCUUACUAUGCAGUUAAGAGAGAGUAGCUUGUGAUACCUGAAGAACCACACUAGCAGUAGCAGGCUAGAAGAAAACCACGGAUUCUAUGAUGCAGUUUUUCAGCGGCUGUAAACAUGAAUGUUUUGCAAGCUUAGUAUGGAAUGAUGAAUCUUGCCUUCA